Molecule: messenger RNA, 9393 nt
Organism: Bombina bombina (fire-bellied toad)
Lineage: Eukaryota; Metazoa; Chordata; Amphibia; Anura; Bombinatoridae
Product: polycystic kidney disease protein 1-like 1
Molecular function (GO): protein binding
Source: RefSeq, a predicted model, not a curated record
AUGGCAGAACCAAUCAUGAAAUACAGACAGUUUCCACAACUCCAUCUCCAACAACCAAUAUCUGAGAUUCCAUCUUUUGUGAGCUAUUCUGCUGACAUUGUUAGAGGUUCCAAUUAUAUUUAUCGCUGGUUCUUCUCAGAUAGUGAAACCAAUAGCAGUCAUAUUGGACUACCAAAGUUGAAAUUAGAUCUUGUAGUGCCGUGUAAUUUAACCAUAGACCUUCAAGUAGAAGACUCAUUUGGCAGCCUCUGGGCAAGGAUGACCACCGUAGUACAAUACCCUAUCCUUAAUGUUUCCAUGACUAUAUAUAGAACUAUUGUAGGCCAGCCAACCCGAAUUAUUGUCGUAGUGGAACCCCAGCAAGACUACACUGUACUACUGGAUUUUGGAGAUGGAGACAGCAUUAGUAUUUAUUCUCAUGAAUCGCUCAUCAAAGGUUGUUUUUACAGCCCUUUGUUUUGCUCUGUACUCGCAUAUGAGCACAACUUUACUCAGGCGUCUAAUUAUACUGUGACUCUGAUUGUCUCCAAUGCCGUUAGCAGAGUGGAACAAGUUGCAGAAGCAGUAGUAGAAGAACCUAUUGUUGGAAUGGAUGUAACAUUGGUCACUCCACAUCAAAUUAAAUUAGGUGACUUAAUCAAUGCCACUGUAUAUUUUCCUUCUGGUUCCGAGUUUGUUUUCACAUGGCUUUUUUGUGGUCCAUUCACCUGCUAUUCUCUUUCUGAAAGUUCAGUAAGCAUAGCUGCAAAUGUUUCUGGAACAUGGAACCUUACUACAUUCGUAUCAAGUCCUUUUUAUGGCUACCCAUGGAUUCCAACCCAUGUUGAAUAUGUUAAAGUAUUGGGUCCCAUUGACGCUUUUAAGGCUUAUCUUCCAUUUGGAACUGAUCAUGCAACACUUAUUAAGGAUGAAAAUGGAUUUUAUUCUACAAAAACACUUGAAUUUCGUGCAAGCAGUGCAGUCGAAACCAGUUUUGUAUUUCAUUUUGGAGAUGGAUCUCCAUCAGUUUAUAUCAAGGGCAAUGUACAAGGUAGCGGAUAUGGAGCUUCAGCAUAUCAUAGGUUUAAAAAAGCUGGAGUCUUUAUCAUUAGAGUUAUUGCAUUUAACGAGUUCUUUAAUGCCACACAAGAGCUUGGUCCAUAUUAUGUAGAGACAGCACCAAAAGAUUUAUUGUUGGCUAUGAAUUCUAGCACAGUACAUAAAGAUGAAACCAUUCUCUUCAAAGCAUCUCUCAAAACAGGAAGCAAUGUGUCAUAUAGGUGGAGCAUAAAUAACAAAGCAAUCUAUGGGAAUGAAGGACCAGUCAUUAUUUACAAGUUUUCUACAGCAGCAACGUACAACAUCACCGUUGUUGCAGUGAACAAAGUGGGAAAUCAGACGGCCUGGAAAAUCGUAUCAGUACAGUACAAGAUGAAGCCUGUUUCCAUUUUCACAAAUGGCACCAUCUUCUCAACUGGGACAAGCAUUAGGUUUUAUGUAAUAACAGAAGAGGCUGGUAAUUUAAAAUUCUUUUGGCAUUUUGGAUAUGGAAAGUCCGAGACAACUACUUCAACAUCUAUAUCAAAAACAUAUACAAAGCCAAAUAGGUAUAAUGUCAUUGUUACAGCCUCAAAUGAAAUAUCUUCCAUUACAUCUGACAUCCAUACUAUUUUCAUACAAAGUAGAGUGAUUCCUCAUAGUCUUGUUGCUAGCUCAUCGGUUUUAGUAGAUGCCAGUGUGACAUUUGAGUGCAGAACAAACUCUAGAGCAAACAUCAAUUACUUGUGGAACUUUGGUGAUGGGUCUAUUAGACCUGGAAAUAACAAAACUGAGAAUCAUGUGUUUACAAGAGAAGGGGAGUUUACUGUGAAUGUUUUAGUCUUCAACAAUGUGAGCUCUGCUUUCCUUACCAAGCAGAUUUUUGUUGUGAAAGAGCCCUGCCAGCCGCCUCCUGUGAAGAUUAUUGGACCAACAAAUCAAAUUCAGAUCCGAAGAUACGAGCAUCUCCAUCUUAGAGUCACCUUUGAAGCUCCAAUAUUGUGCAAUAUCUCCCAAGGCCUUCACUAUUAUUGGUCUUUCGUGAAGUCAGAUGGGAAUCUUUUAAGCCUACCUGCGCAUAUUGAAAAUAAAAGACAAGCAAUCACACUCCCAAAAUUCUUCCUGGCUUAUGGAAAAUAUACCGCUGUAGCUAAGGUCCAAAUAGUUGGAACGAUUGUGUACAGUAAUUAUACAGUACCCAUUGAAGUGCUUCCUACUGAUCCAGUUAGCGUGAUAGCAGAAGGAACCCAUCUUUUCAUUGACCAAAAUACUGUUAAAAAUAUCACUCUUAAUGGAACGUCCUCUUUUGAUCCAGAUAAUCCAGCAGCUCAGUUAAGGUUUCAUUGGAGAUGUGCUCCAGUUAGUACACACACAGACUCUUGUUUUAAAUCUAGUGUUUCAAGUCCAUUUCAGAGCAGUGAUGAAGUUAUUAUUUUCCAAACUGCUCUCCUUAACAGCAAUUUUGACCAGUUUCAUUUUACGUUAAAUGUGUCCAGCGGUGAUCGAAUGUCUACAGACGCUCAUGUAUUUUUAUCAAUGAAACCAAAAUCUAAUUUUAGGUUAGUUCAUCUACAUUGUUUUGAAUGUAAAGGAUCUUCCAUUAACUGGAAUGAAAAAAUUUCUGUGCAACCUGUAUGCUCUGACUGUAGUGAAACAGAUGAUCUGUCUUAUUCCUGGAAUCUUUAUUGGAUAAAUGCAACAGAUACAAUUAAUAUUGAAGUUCCCUUUUGCCAUGCAAUAGAAGGCAUGCGUCAUUCUGGACUCCAUGGUCUAAUCUCUAUGGAAACAUCUGCUGAAGCCUCAAUGAUGCAAGUCACACCCAGUUUAGCAAGUCAUGCAACAUCAAGCCAUCUUGAAACCACUCCUGAACCAUCAGCAUUUGAAGGCAUUAGCAAUGACACAAAGACACUAGAAUCAGUUUCAUUCAAUGGAGAAUCAACUGAAAGCACUUUCCAAGAAACAAACUUUGGUAGAACAGUCUCACAAGAAGGUGAAAAUGAUAACAUUUCUCCUACUGCCUCAGCAUUUGAUCUGACUAUGCUGGACAUGUCCAACCCGCUUCUAGGCCCACUAGAAGAAGGUUCUUCUGGAGGCAGAUAUGCCAGGGGCAGAAGGUCAGCUGUGGGCACAAUGUCAAAUAAUGCACAUUCUGAUACAUCAGAUUGGAUGAAUUUAAUGAUAGAGGAGAACAAACUUAGACUAGAGAAAAUUCAGAAAGAGUUGUCAUUAGCAAAUAAUGAAGUAGAUGCUUGGAAAGGAAAAGAUGAGUAUGAGAGACUUAUGGGCCUAGCAAAAGUUGAGCUACGCAAAAUUCAAGAUUCAAUAAAAUUUAGAAAGAAAAAGAAAUAUCAAAGAGACUGGCAGGAUUAUCAGGACAAAAAGGUUUAUGAUUACACAUAUAGUGCCUCUAGUGGCUCUGAAUCAGAAAUUUCAAGUGGAGAAGAAAAUAAAACACAAAACUCCUACAGAGAACAGCAACAAAUGGAAAGAGACAUUGAUCUUUUGAGCACAAAUGAACCUUUGCCUGAUAACUUAACAAAGAAACAGAGAACUGCACUAAAAGCUUUACAAAAUGACAUUACCAUAACCAUUAAGCCAUCAGAUAAAGGCGGUAAUAUUGUGGUCUUAAAUACCAAGGACUAUGUUGAAGAAUGUCAAAGACAACUAAGAGACAUUAAACAAUACAGCAUUUUACGCUUUAAUCCUACUGAAAUUUAUAAAGAAAAAUUAUUCCAAAUUCUAAUGAGAGCAAAAGAUGAAGGUGUUAUAAACCAGAGAGAAUUUGAUUUUCUGUUUGUAAAAUUUCCAAAAACUGCAACUUUCUAUAGCAUACCAAAACUCCACAAAAAUAAGCUGCCACCUCCAGGUCGCCCUAUUAUAUCGGGCAAGGGCUCACUAACUGAGAAAAUUUCACAGUAUGUGGACUUUUGCCUUAGACCCAAUAUACUAAACCUCCCCUCCUACAUUAAAGACACAUUAGAUGUAUUGAAAAAACUUAAUGACAUAAGUGUUUCUGCAAACACCUUAUUGGUUGCAAUUGAUGUUGAGUCACUCUACUCAAGCAUCCCUCACGACAAAGGGGUAGAGGUAAUCAAAUAUUUCCUAAUCCAAAGAGGUUCUGAGUAUGACAAGCAUACAAAUUUUAUAUUGGAACUGUUAUCCUUCAUUUUAAAACAUAACUAUUUUGUUUUUGGAAAUAAAUGUUACCAACAAAAUUUAGGAACAGCGAUGGGGACUUGCUGUGCCCCCACAUUUGCUUGCCUCUACCUAGGCAAAUGGGAAUUUGAUCAGAUUCUAAAUAGUGCUGAGAUAAAUGACUCCAUCUCUUUAUGGCUAAGAUUCAUCGAUGACGUGUUCCUCCUGUGGGAGGACACUGAGAUGAAACUGAUAGAAUUCAUGCAAAAACUAAACAACAAUGAAUGGAACUUAAAAUUUACCUACACUUAUAGUAAAAAUGAGAUUACUUUCUUAGAUUUACGCAUUAUUAAUGAUAACAAUUGCCUAAAAACAGCCACAUUUCGCAAAGACACUGCAGGUCUUCAAACUUUUUAUGACUCUUCUCGAUCAAACAAGAGACAUUUUCAAGAUUUUGAUACUCAUUUGACCAGCAUUCAGGAGGGUAGAGGAGGCUCAAGAGGAAGAUCAGAAGGAGAAAUUAGUAGUAUUCCAAGUUCACUGUCAGAUGAUGAGAUUCCUAAAGAAGAGGAAGGGGAUAACCUUGUGGAUGUGUCACGUUUAGACAAUGCGCCAGCUGCAAUACUCAUGAUAGACUGGUUCCAACAUCACAUAAGCAACAGUGUGUUUCAUAGCUAUACUGCCUCAGGCAUUUCUUCCCAGACUGUAAUUUUCAACCCUUUUGUGCUGAAGUCUAGCAACAUGUAUAUGCUUGAUCUGUCUGUUGCAUCUCGCGGAAACAUAAUUGGCAAGUCCCAGCUGUACUUUACUGUCAAUGAAAUGCCACAGAGAAUUACUUGUGCUGUUCGAUACAAAGAGGGUUUUGAACUACACACUGUUUUCAGCAUAUUUUGUACUUCAGGCCAGAAGGACCUUCAUUAUGAAUUUAGUUACCAAACUGGAAGAUCCUCCAGGAAGAUAUUGUAUAAAGGAAGAGACAAUGAGUAUUAUUUUAGUUUACCUUCCGGAGACCCAGCUGAAUUUUAUAGAGUUACUAUUUUCAUGGAAAUAACAAAUCGGUUUGGAUCAAAAACCCAGCAAUGCCCAGUAAAUGUUACUGUGUUACCCAUUUUUGCCAGGAAUACAACAGGAACCAUGCCAGAGUGGGAUUUGUACCAUAAUGGAUUAAAGAAUCUUUCUACACUUUUACUGAUGGGAAAUCACAUUGAGAUUCGAAAUUAUGUUGUGUUGGUAACAGAAGUCCUUAAUCGGUUAUAUACAGAAGAAAGCAAAGAUCCUUUUGAUCUUCAAAGAAAACUUCAAAGAAAACUAAGAAAUUCAUUGAUAUCCUCUGUAUGCAGUUUACCCUUUCAAGACCAGGAUGAAGUUACAGAUAUCACUUCAAUGCUAACAGACCUUUUAAAUAAAACCAAACAGAUUACUACGGAUAGUGUAACAUGCAUAAUAAAUGCUGUAAAGACUAUUGUAAAAGAGUAUGUUGAGCCUGUAAACCAUAAAGCAGUCUUGCUUGAUAGAACAUUGUCUGAGAAUUUAAUCUCAUUGAUAUCUAAAGCAAUGGAAAUAUCUUACAACUAUUCAGAAAGAAAUAACUAUGUGAUACUGGAUGGAAUGAAAAGCAUUAGUGAUUUGAUGCUGAAAUACAUCACAAUGAACAAUGAACUUCAAUUUAAUAUCAGUACAAGCCUACUGGAGAUCCAGGUUAAUGUACAUCAAAACUCUCAAAAGGAUAUUCAGUCAAUAGGUUCUACAAGGUUUAAUCUACCACCAUUGAUAGACAGACACAGCAUAAUAAAUAUUGAUUCAAAUAACAAAUGUUACAUAAGCCAGCUGGUACACUUUAAGAAAAACCCAUACUUUUGGGCAGUGACAUCAUCUCAGCUUCAUGGGGAGUUUGCUGGCCUCGAUGUUUUCCACUGUUCUACAAGAAGAAAAAUCAAUGUUAGAGAAUUUAUAAUGCCAGUAACUAUGGAGUUUGAAAACCAACUAAAUAAUAAGUUAGAGGCAAAUGAAAAUAAGUUUAUUCUUGCUCGGGACAAAGUGAAUUAUCACCAUUUCACUGCUACUUCAAAGAACAAAGAAGAGGUGCUCCAGAUUACUAUAACUUUUUCUGACCCCAACACCAGAGCUUUCCCGGUUUUGGUUUUAGUAAGAUACCCUGAAAAACCUUCUACUACACACUUUAAUGUAAAACAUAUCCAUUACUGGGAAGGAAAUACAACACAGAUAUUUAUUUCUGCUGAUUCAAUUAGAGAUCGUGGAUCAGGCUAUUUGGCUUUAAUGGAUGCUGACUACAACAGAGUGCCAAAAAAUAAAUACCUUUCAAGUCAGAUAAAUUAUACUAUUAAUGUCCAAUGGGCUCAGUGUUUGUUUUGGGAUAACUACAAACAGUGGAAGUCAGAAGACUGUUAUCCUCAAAAAGGGACAACUGCAGCAAGAAUCAAUUGCAGCUGCAAGCAUCUAGGCAUGUUUACAAUAUCAAGUAGACAUGUGAAUACUCAAAUGAACAUUGAAGAUGUUGAACAAUUUAUACACGCCUAUACAAAUGUGGUACCGUGUGCAAUUGUUUUCCUUUUCAUAUUGCUGUACAUUGUGCUGCUGACAUUCUGCAAACUUAAAGAUAAACACGAAGAGAAGAAGAACGACUGUGUGUUGCUUCAGGAUAAUUCUCCAAGUGACCAGCAGCAGUAUGCCAUUAUUGUUGAUAUAGGUUUCCGAUCUAGACCAAAGUCAACAGCUAAGGUGCAUAUUGUUCUACAUGGUGAAGAUGGGGUAUCUGAAACUAGAGAACUUUAUUGCCCUGACAAACCUCUUUUUGAAAGGAAUUCUCGGCAUACAUUUAUUAUGAGCAUCCCUGACAGCCUUGGGCCUAUAUGGAAAAUUCAUAUUUGGCAUAAUAACAGUGGUGAUUGCCCAAGUUUGUACCUCAGCCAUGUUAUAAUCAAAGAUCUUAAGUAUGGAACCAGUUGGUUCUUUCAUGCUGAGUGUUGGUUGGCUGUGGAUGAAGGAGAUGGAAAAGUGGAACGGGAGUUCACAUCUACUGGUCACGGACCUUGGUUUCAAAAGCUUUUUUACUGCAAGUUAACAGAAUAUCUAGAAGAUUUUCAUUUGUGGUGCUCCGUAUUAAGUCGUCCUUCAUAUAGCUGGUUCACUCACACUCAGCGCAUAACAAUUUGCCUGGUCUUGUUUUUGGGUUAUAUGAGUUUAAACAUUGUCCUUAUUCACUGGAAGGAAGAACAAUAUACAGCUGAAAUGGGCUUUAUAGACAUUUCCACUGUGUCUAUGAUAACAGGAUUGCAGGCUACCAUGACAAUCUAUCCAGUAGCCCUAUUACUGUCACUUCUUUUCAGGUUUAGUGAGGGUCAUCAGAAUUCUUUAUCAGCAGUGGAUACCAUGCUUGAAUCCAAUUUGACUUGGCAACACUUCCAGUCCUGGGCCUAUGAUGCAUGGAAGAAGAAAUAUGAGAGGGAUUUUUUUACUCCUAGUGUUCACUCUGUCAACUCUAGCAAAAGGAGCGAAAAAGGAAGUCCAUUGCCUUCUAACCAAAGCUCCAGUGGGUUUGAAGAUGGCAGUAACAAUAGUCAUAAGCCUGAUCCAAGAGACUAUAAGCAAAGCAAAAAUGAUCUCUGCUCAGAAUAUUCAUCAGAUCGCAGCAGCCUAUUUGAGAAUUCUGUUUUCCAUGGUUAUAAGGUUCUUCCUCCAUGGUGUGUCUAUGUGGCCUGGUCACUGUGUGCUCUGUUUAGCUUGUCCUGUGUCAUAGUAACUGUACUGGUUGGCUUCAGGUUUGGUCCUUCAAAAUGUAUACUGUAUCUACAUGCAUUGUUUUUCUCCUUGAUCUAUUGCAUUUUUAUUAUUCAACCUUUUAUGAUAUUCCUGACAGCAUUGUUUGUGGCGUGGUGGAAAAGGGAGCAAACUGACUUCUUUGCAGAAGAAUUGCGUGAUGCUACAAAGUAUUUCCUAAGUGAUCCAAUGCUUUUUUCACAGAAUUUUGCACUUUACAAUCAACAAAAUACUCAUGAACUGGUCACAAACUUUGACAAGAUCCUUGCUGCCCGAAAAAGAGCUCGUUAUCUGAGACUGGCACGUCCUCCGACUCCUGCCCAGCUGAGAAUUGUCCGAGAAAAAAUAAGGAAGAAAACACUUAUCCAACAAACAUUUUGGGAAUUUGUUAUGCAUAUCGUCAUGAUAUUUAUACUUCUUUUCAUUGCUCUGGGUAAAUUUUCUCAUCAUGAAUAUAUUUUAAAUCAAGCAGUCCGUAAUGAAUUUACCAGAGAUGCAGAACACACAUUUAGUAAAAUCAAGACAGAAGAUGAAUGGUGGGACUGGAGUGUUAGCACAUUACUUGAUGGUCUAUACUGGGAUAAAUGGUACAACAAAGCCUAUGCUACGGCAGAGGCUGGGCCUAUUGGAGGGAAAUUCUUUCUAGUUGGAACUCCUGUACUGAGACAGCUGAGAGCUGCAAGUGAAUCCACCAGCUCAGAGGAGGCAAAGAUCCCAAAACGCCAAGUGCCCUUAAAAAUCCCUCCCACCUUACUAGUCUUGUCUUUACCAUCACAGGAGGAAGAACCACUGGCAGCUAAAAUUAGGACCUCCCCAGAUGUGUCGGGUGUGGAGAUAAUGAACCACGAGUGCAAGCUCACACUCUUCGCAGAUGACAUACUGCUCAGUUUGAUGAAACCUCUCGUCUCCUUACCCAAUCUUUAUAAAUUACUAGAUGAUUAUGCUGAGAUUUCGGGAUAUAAGACACAUAAGGAAAACAAAAACUGGUUCGGAGACGCAGCUCUUUUUCACAGACAAAAUAUCCAUAGAACCAUCAUGACAUGGGGUACAACAUCAAAGACAAAAUUGUGGACCCCUCCACCUGCAGACAAACAAAAUGUUAAAAAGAUUGAGAAAAUCUUUAAGGCAGCCUCAAAAAGGCUAUCCACCUUCAUGAUUCCUGAUGCAGUUUCUUUUCUAAUUAGCAUGGAAUGGAACAAACCAGAUGUUCCCUUUGUUCCCUUCUCCAAAUUCAAAAACAUGUUUCCUUUACCCUCUGAAAAAUUGGAUGUGUGGGAGACUAUUCCAACGAUGGACGGAGGGCAUAGUUGUGACAAAUCACUAGGAGGGAAGGAGAAAAACAUGAGAGUGGCAACUUCAAAACACAUCUACAUGCAUGGCACUGAAAAAUCUCUCUCUGGGACCAAAGGGUCAAGUUCAACUAUAUUUCCUCUGUGCAGUGGUCUUUCUCCUGAUUCAGGAUGA